Messenger RNA from Oncorhynchus gorbuscha (pink salmon), 9493 nucleotides. Its product is annotated as transcription factor HIVEP2-like. Lineage: Eukaryota; Metazoa; Chordata; Actinopteri; Salmoniformes; Salmonidae. Gene Ontology annotation, cellular component: nucleus. Gene Ontology annotation, molecular function: RNA polymerase II cis-regulatory region sequence-specific DNA binding; DNA-binding transcription factor activity, RNA polymerase II-specific. The record is from RefSeq and is a predicted model, not a curated record. Gene Ontology annotation, biological process: regulation of transcription by RNA polymerase II.
AGUUCUUAUUCUCAGAGCCGUGUGAACGGCGCUCGUAGAGGCUUGUGCGACUUGGACUCUGUGGCUGUGAUUUCUACCCCCCGCCCCUCUCCCCCAAGGCUCCCCAUCGCUGAAGGGAUGCAGAGGACACCGUGUCAGAGUGUGUGAAGAGGGUGUGUGCCUGGAUAACUUUGCCAGGGAGAAGAAGUCUGACAAAUCCCAGAGUGGUCUGUGUCGUCUCCUCACCCCUACCAAGGGGUCAUCCUGACCUCGGUCCCCCCCUCUUGCCCCCCUCCCACAAACCUGACCCAGUGAUCCCCCCAACCCCCCCACCUUGCCCCAAAGCAGACUGAAGACCCCUAAACAGUGCCAGGCUCAAUCACCACUCAAGUCCCCUGAGAUCACGCAGGUCGUACAUAAAGAUUCUCUUGGAAGUUGGGGAAAAAAAGGAGGGAUAUCAACAAAAACUUUUUUUUUCAGACUGAUCACUCAAAGGUCUUGAUACAUUUAAUAAACAACAAGAAAAUUGAAGGGCUGAUGCAAGUUCGCAAGUUUACAGUAUGCUUGACAGAAAGAAAGUGUUCUGAUGCCCACUAUAGAGGAUCUUUGUGACUCAAAUGUAGAACAACCCAAAACGACUUCAGCAAUGGAAGGCCCCUUCAUUUGAGAACUACAGCAUCUGACAUUUGACCUUUGAGAAACCCAAAGGAAGUAUAGUUGGACAAUGGAGCCACAUGAAUCCGCUUCUGGUCAAAAAUCCACCAAGGAGCCACGGGAGAAGCUACAAAGGAAGUGGGUCUCCGAGCCCUCAGCUGUCACAAAAAGAAGCACUUUCGCUGACCCGGAGGGAAAAAGGCACUCGCAUCGCGAAAGCCUGCAAAGUGGUGCCAGUGGCAGCAAUAUUACUGGCUCAGCACAAAGGUAUGGCUCUGGGAAGAUGCUAUCAACUGCAAUGGAUCAGCCGCAUCAAGACAGUCAAUACACACAGGCUUUCCCCCGUACUUACUCCUACCAGUUACCACAACAGUACCCACAGCAGCCCAUGCAAGAGCGCUUCCUGUCUGGAGCCAAGCCACAGCCUGGUCUGGAGGCCCAUGCCUGGCCUUUCGCUGGACAGCUCCCAUCCGACGACAUAUUCCCUGGACACCCCCGUGCCCAUGGAGUUUUCUCUCGUCAGAAAUCUCCCAGUUUACCCAGUUCUUUUGGCCAGUAUUCCAAAUCAGUGCCAGAGCUGCCAGAGGAGGGAUACAAGAAGGAGCAGAAACCCAAGAAGCCAGGAAAGUACAUCUGCCACUACUGUGGAAGGGCUUGUGCGAAACCCAGCGUGCUGAAGAAGCACAUUCGUUCACACACUGGGGAACGCCCCUACCCUUGUGUCCCCUGCGGGUUCUCCUUUAAAACCAAGAGUAAUUUGUACAAACACCGAAAAUCUCAUGCCCAUGCCAUCAAAGCAGGACUAGUCCCAUUCACCGAACUGGCAGCUUCACGCACAGACAUGGAUCAAGCGUCCUCAGUGGGAGAGACAGAUGUACACUCAGACGGUGAACAGAGCACGGACACCGAUGAGGAGACGGCAGAGGUCUCUAUGUUUAUGGACAAAGUCAGCCCCAUCCCCCAGAUAUCAUUUGAAAUGGACAAAAGCACAAUGGAGAAGGGUGGGGAGCCGGCAUAUGCUGACUCAGCUGAGGAACUAGCUAUGGCAUCCAUGAAAGUGCCUAUCCUAAUUGUCCCAAAACAAGGGAUCCCACCAACAGCAAUGGAGUGCCCCCCAUCCAUGGAACUCAAGGCUUCUCACAUCAGCUCCCAGGUGAGCCGCGUGGAUGACUCUCCUACUAUAAAACAGAGACUGGCUCUGAAACUGACAGAUAGGAAGGGAUCACAGGACUCAGACCAGCAGUCCCAGCAGUCCCUGAACCUUCUGAGUCCACACAGCAAAGGCAGCACAGAUUCUGGCUACUUCUCUCUUUCAGAGAGUGCGGAGCAACAGAUCAGCCCUCCCAACACAAACGCAAAGUCCUACGAGGAGAUCAUGUUUGGUCGGACUUGGUAUUACAAACCUAACUCUCCUAGAUCGAGACAAUCCAUUGCAGUAGGCAUGGCCACUGUUGGCCAAGAAACUAACCUAAUCAUGGGGAAGAUAUCUGAAGAUCAUAUAUUCUUCCGUAAUGAUAACAGUGAAGCGCAUCUACUAGCAGGUGUUGACCCUAAGCAGUAUCCCACAAGCCCUUGCCAAAGCAACACAGGUCUAUUAGAGGCUCCUGAUUCAGGGCCACUCAUUAGGAGUAACUCAAUGCCAACAUCCUCCCCGACCAACCUCAACGUCCCACCGGGGAUAAGAGUGAGCCACUCCUUCGACGAGAUGAUGACCUCUGAUGAUGUCUUCUACCCGGGUGCUGCCGGUCUUAGGAGGCUUAGGAGACAGGCAGCUUUUGAGCAUUCAGCACAUGAAGGGCAUGGCGAAUCUGAAACCUAUGGACACAUUCCCAAGAACACAGCCCCAUUUGUGGUUUUAAAGCUAGGGGAGCGUAGUCCUGUGGUGCCAGAGCAUACAGCAUACAGCCCUUAUGGUACUAAAGUGGGAAUGACAGAGAUUGCCACUCGUAAACGCAGGAAGGAAAAGAGUGUAGGGGACGAGGAGGAUGGCCCAGGCCAGUAUGACAGUAGUGGCUCAGUAGAUAUGGUUGGGGAUUAUGAUUCAAAACAAGGUAGUCAAGUAGGUUCAAGGGCAACACCUACUGGGAAAGGAUGCAUAGGAUCCAUGUACAAUGCACACAGCCAAUCAGACAGUUUUGAAACAUGCUGUAGUAGUAUGUGCUCAGAGGACGUAGUGCUAGUCCCAGACUCUGACAGAAAGGCAACUGGCAACGUGAUCUCUGUCAUUCAGCACACAAACUCACUCAGUAGGCCAAACUCCUUCGAGAAGUCAGAGUCCUUCGAGCAUCCAGCCUACCUGCAAGACAAAUCCUCUAGCCAAUAUUCAGAGCAGUCAGAUACAGAAAACACAGAAGAUGUGCAGAGCCCGGACUCUAUCCUGAGGUCUGAGAGCAUGGAGCAGCAGAGCGACAGUGAUUUAGCUUCACCCAACCAGCCCUGUCACAUACCCCCCAAACUGGUGCGGCAGCCUAACAUCCAAGUGCCUGAGAUCAGGGUGACGGAGGAGCCAGAUAAACCUGAGAAAGAGCCUGAUGUACCGACCAAGGAGCCGGAAAAGCACGUUGAAGAAUUCCAGUGGCCCCAGAGGAGUGAGACACUGUCCCAGCUCCCUACGGAGAAGCUGCCUCCUAAAAAGAAGCGUUUGCGUUUGGCAGACUUGGAGCACUCCUCUGGGGAUUCCAGCUUUGAGUCCUGCACCAGCCUGUCCAGGAGCCCCAGCCAGGAAAGCAACCUGUCCCACAGCUCCAACUUCUCUAUGUCCUUUGACAAGGAAGAAAACCUGAAGUCUGUGUCACCGACCAAGCAGGAUGACUUUGGCAAGCAGUCUGAGUACAGUGGCAACUCUCUCACCAUCCCCGGCCAUCACCAGCAGAGGGAGAUGCGACGAUCCUCAUCCGAACAGGCUCCAUGUGCUCUGGCCACCGAGAUCCCAGAGAUCCGUAGCAAGUCCUUUGACUAUGGCAGUCUCUCAACAUCAUCCAGACAGGGAGAGAUUUACUCCAGUGCAUCAGCCAUGAAAGAACGGAGAAGGGGCUACCUAGUAAGGCAGGCAUCCCUUAGCGUUUACCCUGAGACAGUGGUGCAUGAUCAAGGUGGUCUCGAAAUGACCAUCAAGCAAGAGCACUCAGACCAUGGACCUUUAUCUUGGCAGAGCCCCCCAUCCUCUCAAGGUUCUCAUGGUGCAUCAGCCAGCGAAGUAGCAAGACCCAAGAGAGGGUCACCUUAUCAUCUUCUGCAACAGAGAAUUAGUGAGGACAGCCAGGAAGAGCCAACACUGUUCCAGAAGUCAUCUUGUCUGCCAAGUCAACAGUCAUCAGAGGUAGAGCAUCCAAGUCAUGAGCUCAUCAGCCAGGAAGCCAUGCAAUACUCCUCACUCCAGAGCAGCUUGGCUUCACUGCCUUUCCUGCCAUUUCAGCCCGGCCUGUUCUGGCAUCCGGAGUCAACACAGAGACACAAGCAACAUCUGGCUUUCCAGCCACACCAGUUACAGAAACUACAUAUCAGACAACCUAGUAUACCGCACAUGCUCCAGAAAUCCCACCCACCUCAUCAUCAGCUACAGCAGAUCCAGGAGCAGUGUGACAUUAAGGCUGACGGUGCUAUCAGUCAGAACUACCAGUAUCCCUCCAGAGUCUCCCCCCAGGCCCAGCAUUACAGCUCUCCACUGUCUAAAGUGGCCCUCACCGAGAGUAAAAUGCUCCUGCAACAGGUCCAGCCAAUCUUUGCCACUCAGAAUGCAGGAUCACAGCCAUCACUCCCAGGUAUGCUAAUCCCCGUUAGGAUACAGACUCACGUGCCAUCUUACGGAAGUGUUAUGUACACAAGUGUUUCACAGCUCAUAACUAACCACAGCCAGAGCGCUUAUUCAGCAAGAGUCAUAUGCUCAGAGAAUGCAUCAUCCAAUCCACUCACAGGCGGCAGUGUUUCAAAGCACGGAGUUUGCUUCAACUUAUCUCAGAUCCUUGGUCAGCCUGAGGGAGCUCCACGUUAUCCACUCUGGAAAGUUCCAGAUCUGAACACUGAACAUGGGAGACUAAACACAGGAAUUCCGCUGUCGUUGACAUUGAGAACCAUCUCCACCACGGAUGCGUCCUCCAGUAUCGGGGCGAGCAAGCGGAUGUUAUCACCAGCCAGUAGCCUGGAACUCUUUAUAGAGACCAAACAGCAGAAACGGGUCAAGGAGGAGAAGAUGUACGGGCAGAUUGUAAAAGAGCUGAGUGCUGUCGAGCUGAGUGCUUCGAAUGACUGCGGCAAGUUACCAAAGCAUGCACCUCUAAAGAGUGAGGGUUCAAUGGAUGAUCAGGAGAGGAUGUCCUCCUCCCCACCAGCAGACUUCCCUUCCACCCAAAUCCCAGUGCGUUCCAACGCACCUCACAUACCCAAUGUGCCACCAGCUGACAGCUUCACUCCCCCUCUGCAAAUUGUGAUGGACACCCCUGGGGGCAGAGAGUCCCCAGAGGAGCUGGAUGUUGACGGCUCCUUCACCCCAGAGGCUAGCUCCAGCCCACAGUCCAUGGUCUCCUCCAGUGACACUCCAGAGGAGGCCAAGCCACCCAUGGGCAGCAAGAUCCCUGUCAACAUGCUGGUGCAGCUGGCUGCCAAUCAGAGUGGGGGCGCUGCUGGAAGCACUCUGCUGCUCACAGAUCUGGCAGACGUUCAGCAGUUCUUUCAGUUCCCCAGUCUUCGCACGGCAACCAGUGUCAGUUGGUGCUUCCUGAAUUACACCAAGCCAAACAACGCUCAGACGACUCCCCUGACUUCUGUCUACGGCUCCUGGUGCGUCAGCUCCUACAACCCCAACCCUCUCAGCCUCAGCACCAAGGCUACUCUGGCCCUGCUCCGAUCCAAGCAGAGGAAGAACACAGAAACCUACACGAUGGCUGCUAUGUAUCAACCUGGAACUGGAAAACUUGUGUCCUCUCUUGCUUGGAAGCAGAAGUUUGAGCAGAUGAAGCCAGAGCUCAUGCAGCUAGAAGUGAGCAAAUAUGGGAAGAAAAUCAAGGGGCUGAGCUCCAGGGAUCGAAUCAAGGAGGACCAUGGAGAGAAGGAGGCCUCCUUAAAGCAGGCUGAGCCCACUCGCAUCAGAAUCUUUGAAGGAGGGUACAAAUCCAAUGAAGACUAUGUUUACGUGCGGGGCAGAGGAAGAGGGAAGUACAUCUGUGAAGAGUGUGGGAUCCGCUGUAAGAAGCCAAGCAUGCUGAAGAAACAUAUCCGCACACACACCGAUGUCCGGCCGUAUGUCUGCAAGUUCUGCAACUUUGCUUUUAAAACCAAAGGAAACCUGACAAAACACAUGAAGUCGAAAGCCCACAUGAAGAAGUGCUUGGAGCUCGGGGUGUCAGUGACAUCUGUGGAGGAUGCAGACGCCGAAGAAGCUGACAAUGUCGAGGAUGGCCAGAGGGAGACUGGGAAGAUGUCAGGCAUCACGGCAGACCACCAGUUCUCAGACGCCGAUGAUUCUGAUGGUGGCGAGGAUGACGGGGAUGAGGUGGAUGACGAUGAAGAUGAUGACGACGAUUACGAUGGCGAAUCCACGCCGAAGACUCGCUCCAGAAGCACCAGCCCUCAGCCCUAUGGCAUACCAUCUCUGUCCGUCACGGACUCUCAGGGCGCCUGCUCCUCAGACCUGCUGGGCCACUGCUCCAAACCACCCCUCUUCAGCUACUUCACCAGCCUGCCCAGCAUUCAGAUCACCCAGCUCAUGGUGCCCAGUGAGGGUGCAGGCCAGGGCCAGAUGACAGAGUACCAGCAGCUGCUUCAGGGCGCCCUGGGGGAGGAUUAUAAGAGCAGGCUAGAUGUACCCAGCUCCAUGGACGAGGACUUUGGCCUUUCCCCAGCUCACAGCUCCUCAUCAUUCGACCUGUCCCUGUCUCGCCUCUCUUCCCCAGGCCUGGAGUCCUCCCCUCUCCGAGAGCCAUCCCCCACCUCCACUUCACGCAAGUAUCUCUUCCCCCGACGGGACCUGUCCCCCCAUGGCCGCCUGUCACCCCACAGAGAGGUGUCCCCUCUCAGGCACCACUCCCCCAAGAGGGAUAUCUCCUUCAGAAGGGACCUCUCGCCCCGCAGGGACCUUUCCCCCAGGAGUCACAUCUCACCCCUGUCCCACGCCGGACGACCCAUGUCACCGGGCAGAGAACUGGUGGGCAGGAGGGAGCUGUCUCCACGGAGUCGCCACCGGGGCAUGAUCAGACCUGUCUCCCCCAGGAGGGGCAUGCACCAUCACAGUGCCCCCUGGAGUCUGGGCCAGCACCUACACUCAGAGAUGGUGCCAAUGGGCCAGCGUAGCAGAAGCCACUCAGAGAUGGAGACAGAUCAGAGGAAGGGUUCCCCUCCCCACAGCAGCCAGGAGUCCACACGGCCACACCAGGGCCUGUUCAGCCACCUCCCCCUGCACUCCCAGCAGCAGGUCCGCAUCCCCUUCCCCAUGAUCCCUAUCGGGGGCAUCCAGAUGGUGCACUCCGUGGCCACCUCAGUCACCGGCCUGGCCCACCCUGCCCGCCUCCCUCUGCAGAAGAGCACGUCCGAGGAGUCUAGCACCAGUGACGUGUCCUUCCCGCUGGCCAGGGGGUCCACCAGUUCCACAGAUUCGCCCCAGUGCCAUGAAAGAAUGGAGAGGACCCCGGUUCCUUCCUCCGGCCCGUCUUUACCCAGGUCAGGAAGUCACCGGGACAGCGCAGACAUGCCUGACAACAAGGACAAUCAGCAGCAGGAGGAGAGCGUACAGACAUGUACCAAAGCUAUCGCCUCUCUCCGCAUCGCUACGGAACAUGACACUCUGGAGAAAGGCGUGGUGUCGUGCUCUUUAGAGCCCCACCAGAGACGCCUCUCCCUGCUGCCUCACCCCUGCCAUCCCCCUCACCCCAUCCCUCAGGAGAGCGCUCCCAGCAGGAUUCAGCACUUUAGUGGCCUAGAGGUUAGGCAGACCCCGGCCGGCCGCUCGGCCUCCCCUCUUCCCCUACCCUCCAGCUCCAGCUCAGAGACCUCCCUGCCGGCCACAUCAAAGGGCCCGGCGGGUCCCGCGGCAGGGCCAGGCCACCAUGUCAAGGAGAGGUCACCAGGUCGACAGGGCCCAGGGGAAAGGGCAGCAAGCACAAAGAGAGGUAAAGAUAUAUUAAAGGACUCCACAGAGAACAGGUGAACAAUGUUUAAAAAGGGAGGGGCGUGCAACGUAAAGACAUCAUACCCAUACUAUUGCACACACAACACAAGAACACAGAGAGACAGACAUUCAAACACACACACACGCAAACACAAGCAAAUUAAGUAGAUACUCUGCAGUUUCAAUGUAUGUGUAUAGCAUGCCUUUUAUAACCUGGUUUGCUAUUUUAACAAUGUAUUUCUUAUUUAAAGUUUCAGAGAAUAUACAUACAAUAUAUGUUAACUUAUCCAUGAGCCUGACCAAAUUGCUUAUGGACUCCAGUCUGGUACUUUUAAAUGUACAAAUGUGUGUGCCUUUUCUUUACUUUCUGCUUAUAUUCUUAUAAGCAUAUUAAGCAGGAAGAGAUGUAAAUAUAUAAAGUUUAUCAGCUUUGUAAUAAAUGCAAUUUCCCGUCUUUUUUGGACACUUGAGUCUGAAUGAUGUGAAGUAUCAAUAUAUGUAAGGUUGCACUAAAACAUAUUUUUAUAUGAGUGAAAUUAAAUGGCUUUUGUGUACAGCAGCAAUUCUAUAAUACUAUUUAUUGUAUCAUGUUUUAUAAAUUGUACAUUUUUCUUAAUGUUGUGUAUGCCUUUUCUAUGUAAAGCAUGGGUUUUGCUAUGGCGUAAUUAGAGCAAAAAAUAUGUACACUGUAAAAUGGCUUUAUAUGUUAGUGAAUACACUUUACUUGGAAGUAUAUACAUAUAAUAAAAUUUACAACAAUAUAUACUUAUUGUAUAAAUAUAUAUAUAUAUAUUCUAUAUAUAUAUAUAUGCACUUACAUUUUGGAUUGACACCCACAUACAGUAUGGUAGUUAGUUCUAAAUGCUUGUAGCUUUUUCUCUCCUGCUGGAUUGGCUACACUAGUUGUGAUUUUGUCAUUUUUUUACAAAAAAGUAGAACUUCUUAUUUUUUUGUUCAACAUGUGCACUUGUGCAUUUUCUUUCUUUUUGUUGUUGUUCAUCGCUUACUGAAGUAGUAGUGAAAUAUUAAAAAUAGUUUGAUCUUCUGUGAAUCAUGUUGCUUGAAGUACUUGAUUUAAUGAGUAGUAUGGGGAACAUUCCAGCAGAUGUAAUUGAAUGCCCAUUAAUCUGUGUGUGUAUAUAUAUAUAUAUAUAUAUAUAUAUAUAUAUAUAUAUAUAUAUAUAUAUAUAGUCAUACACAUUUAUACAUGGAAAGAGUUGAUUCUGGGCGAUGCCGUCAGUUCAUCCCCAAAACAUUUUUAAAGGCUUGUACACACAGAUAUCAAGAACUCUGAAGAAAUGCACCUUAUGUUCCCUAGAUUUUGGGGGUACAAUCUCAUAAUAUAUACAUUUUGGAACUGGGAUUUGGAAUCCCCAGUUGCUUGUAAAAAGCUGUGCAAAUAAACAUUCUAAAUGAAUGGGAGCAUUCAGCCAGUCACUCUUAUGUAUAUCUGUAUUUUGUAUGGUGUGUAUAAGAUCGGUGUAUUUUACUCUUUGGACAUUUUUGUCAGUAGUCCCUGGUAUUCACUUAACUGUAUUAACAUGUCUUUCAAAUCUAAGGUAUCAAAGCACAAAUCAUUGUAUAGGAAAAAAAGAGGAAAAAAAGCUAAACAUACAUAAAAAAGGGUAACUUUGUGAUGUUCAGUGGAAAGUACAAUAUCAUGUAAGACCCCAGUUUUAAUAAUGAAUCACAGUACAGGUGGGAAAAAAAGUUUUUUUUGUUAAAAAAAUAAAUAAAUAUGACUACAAUAAUAUGCAUGUC